Messenger RNA from Trichoderma asperellum CBS 433.97, 1131 nucleotides. RefSeq lists its product as uncharacterized. Lineage: Eukaryota; Fungi; Ascomycota; Sordariomycetes; Hypocreales; Hypocreaceae. Gene Ontology annotation, molecular function: oxidoreductase activity, acting on NAD(P)H, quinone or similar compound as acceptor. The record is from RefSeq and is a predicted model, not a curated record.
AAAAUACAGGAUCUGAACCCCUUGACGAUUUCUGUCGCCCAUCAGAGCCAAAGUUUGGCAUUCUUGCGCCUUUCCACGUGGCCUUACUUUGGACUUGGAAGACCUUGUGUUUACCCAGCACCAAGAAGACGCUGUCUAUCACGGCUUCAUCUUAUCAUGAACGGACAUGGAGAUUUAAAUAAUGCUCACGCUGCUAGGGUGACUAGCUUACUAGAAGUCGACCCAAAGUAUAGUUAUAAGUCGUUGGCUAUUGGUAUCCACGAAGAUGAAGCCCAUAUUAGGCAGCGGUACCGGCCAUUCCUGUUGCCCGAAGCUACCUGUAUAGAGGACGACUGGGUUGCGAACUUGGAGUUGGCUACGACGUUGAAAAUGGUCGAGUCAGAGAUUAUGAAUAAAAAGCAGGAUCGCCUCCGGGUCCUUGUCUUAUACGGAAGUUUGAGAAACAGAUCGUUUUCCCGCCUUCUGGCCUACGAGGCAUCGCGAAUUUUGUUUCGCCUUGGAUGCGAUGUGAGAGUAUAUGAUCCAGCUGGCUUACCCCAAAAAGAUGAUGUGCAGCAUGACCAUCCAAAAGUUCAAGAGCUGCGUGAACUGAGUAAAUGGAGUGACGGGCACCUCUGGGUCAGCCCCGAACAGCACGGAAACCUGACGGGUUUAUUCAAGCAACAGAUAGACUGGAUCCCUCUGUCGUCUGGCUCUGUACGGCCUACUCAGGGCAGGACCUUGGCCAUUGCGCAAGUCAGUGGCGGCUCGCAGUCAUUUAACGCCGUCAACUCUUUACGCAUUCUGGGGCGCUGGAUGCGCAUGUUCACCAUACCGAACCAGAGCUCUGUUCCAAAAGCCUACACCCAGUUUACUUCUGAGGAAGAGGGCAGCCGCAUGAUUGCCAGCUCAAACCGCGAUCGUCUUGUGGAUUGCAUGGAAGAGUUGGUAAAAUACACAAUUGUGAUGCGUCCCCAUUUUGAGCUUUUUGGGGAUCGAUAUAGUGAACGCGAGGAGAGAAGGCAAAAAGAGACUUUACAGAACUAGAUUGCGCCCGAAUUAUACGACAAGCGUAGACAUGAAUUCAACAAGGCGUGCCCAUAGAGAUAAUUUUUUGAAUCUGUAAAUACAUGUAUCUAGGCGGUCAAUAAU